Messenger RNA from Neoarius graeffei (lesser salmon catfish), 3451 nucleotides. It is a transcript of the gene gnb1a, whose product is annotated as guanine nucleotide binding protein (G protein), beta polypeptide 1a. NCBI's taxonomy places the organism in Eukaryota, Metazoa, Chordata, Actinopteri, Siluriformes, Ariidae. Gene Ontology annotation, biological process: G protein-coupled receptor signaling pathway. The record is from RefSeq and is a predicted model, not a curated record. The coding region runs from base 589 to 1611 and encodes 340 amino acids. The transcript has 11 exons. Gene Ontology annotation, molecular function: protein binding; signaling receptor complex adaptor activity. Gene Ontology annotation, cellular component: cytoplasm; heterotrimeric G-protein complex.
GGUUUCCCAGAGCGAGACGCAGGGUUACCGCGCCCAGCUCUGCCGUUUGAUGGCCGGAGGAAGCGCCUGAAAGACCGCGGUGAGGAGAAAGAAAGAAAGGAAGGAAGGAAGAAAGAAAAGUGCAGCGCAGGAGAGAGACAGAACGACCGACAGCGGGGCAGAAAGGGAGGCUACGUUUGGAUAGGGGCCGGAGUUAAACAAGUUUGAGUCAACGGCACAAAAAGACGCCUAGCUUCCAACUGAUUUUUUUUUUGUGUGCGCGCAUGUUGUGUGUGUGUAUGCAUGAGUGAGUGUAUGAGUGUAUGUAUGUAUGUAUGAAUGAAAUGUGUGAAUGAAUGAGUGUGUGAGAGAGGGAGAGAGAGAAAGAAACGUGCCGGUGUGUCCCCACCGUUUGGCGUAUCGAAAGCUGGGUGCGGGGAGUGGCGCUCCUCGGUGAAGCUCGCUAGCUCGACGGAGAGAAACGGGGAACUCUUUAUCUCUGCUGUUUCCAGUCAAUGCGAUAUAAACAACGGAUUCCCACGACUGAAAACGGAUCAGUGAGUGACCCAGCGCGAGGCAGGAGUGAAGCGUACCAUUUAGAAGAGGAAAAUGAGCGAACUCGACCAGCUACGUCAGGAGGCUGAGCAGCUGAAGAACCAGAUCAGAGAUGCAAGGAAAGCAUGUGCGGAUGCCACCCUGUCUCAGAUUACAGCCAACAUCGACCCAGUUGGGCGAAUUCAGAUGCGUACCAGGCGGACACUGAGAGGUCACCUGGCAAAAAUCUAUGCCAUGCACUGGGGCACUGACUCACGACUCCUCGUCAGUGCCUCCCAGGAUGGUAAACUUAUCAUUUGGGACAGCUAUACCACAAACAAGGUGCAUGCCAUCCCACUGCGCUCCUCAUGGGUGAUGACGUGUGCGUACGCUCCGUCUGGCAACUACGUGGCUUGCGGUGGCCUGGACAACAUCUGUUCCAUUUACAAUCUGAAGACGCGUGAGGGCAAUGUCCGUGUGAGCCGUGAGCUGGCUGGCCAUACAGGUUACCUCUCCUGUUGUCGUUUCCUGGACGACAACCAGAUUGUCACUAGCUCAGGCGACACCACCUGUGCUCUUUGGGACAUUGAAACGGGGCAGCAGACGACCACGUUUGCAGGUCACACCGGGGAUGUGAUGUCUCUGUCUCUGGCUCCAGAUGCGCGCCUGUUUGUCUCUGGCGCUUGCGAUGCCUCUGCUAAGCUUUGGGAUAUCAGAGAGGGCAUGUGCAGACAGACCUUCACUGGCCAUGAGUCUGACAUCAACGCCAUCUGUUUCUUCCCCAAUGGGAAUGCGUUUGCCACAGGCUCAGACGACGCCACCUGCAGGCUGUUUGACCUGCGUGCCGACCAGGAGCUGAUGGUGUACUCGCACGACAACAUCAUCUGCGGCAUUACCUCGGUGGCCUUCUCCAAAAGCGGCCGUUUGCUGCUCGCCGGCUAUGACGACUUCAACUGCAACGUGUGGGACACCCUCAAAGCAGACCGUGCAGGUGUCCUGGCGGGUCAUGAUAACCGUGUUAGCUGCUUGGGUGUUACUGAUGAUGGAAUGGCAGUGGCCACAGGCUCUUGGGACAGUUUCCUUAAGAUCUGGAAUUAAAGCCGCAAGGUGGCGUCCGGACUCCAAAGUUGACUGGAAGACCAUUCCAACAUAAUGUUAAAUUUUAUUGCAUAUCCAAUCUUCUUACACGCAACACAACUGACCCCCGUUAUCUGAGGAAACAGGGCAAAAAAGAUCCUCCUUCCCAUAAAAAGAGCACAAUUAUUUCAUUGUUGCAUCACGUGGAAAUCAGUGGGGUCGACGACAUCAUUAUAUGGUGGGGGAGGGGGCUAAAAGUAACUGUGCAUUCCUACCGGGACCAUUUUUUUUUUUCCAAGUGCUUAUCACACUGUAGUUGUCAUUUACGCUAACGUUAGAAAAAAAGGUGGCAGUCGUUUUCCCCCAAAUGAGAGGUUUGUUUUUUUUUUUUUUGGUGGUGUUUUACAUCCCGUUUACAUAUGGUUGGGCUUUCACAUGAGGAUCAAAAGCGCUCACUUAGUCUUUAAAUAUUUUAGAAUCAAGUUUGUAGAUGGAGGAUAAUGUUGACAAUAAUCACGGGUGUUCUAAUACAGCUUUGUCAGAAACGAAGAGCAGUUCGAGCCUGACCUGUAUAUUUAGUCCCACAAUCUGUUUUGUCUAGUCAUGAGUCUUUGCACAGGAAUAAAGCAUUGCAUAUAUAGAAUGUUGACUAACCAAGCACAUACUGUUAAUGAUGUAUGCUCGUUUAAAAAGAGAAAGAAAAUGGUCCAUUUUAAACAUAUUUCUCUUUUGUUUUUUUUUGCCUGAUGUUCAAGUCAUGAAAUGAAGAUUAACUUGUCAUUUAUUAUUUUUUUUCUUUCUUCUUCCCUCUCUCUGUCUUCAUGUCCUUUUUGUUUUGGUUGCGCUUUGGUGUGGAGGGUGAGGGAGGGUUUAGGGUGGGAUUUAAAGGUUUCGGGCGUAACUCAAUUUCCAUAUUUACCCAGUUUCAACACAGGUGCCCGUUCCGUGCUUGGAAAAACCAGUUACUUCUCUGUGAAUGACAUGUUGUAAAAAUCAAUGUUUGAAAAUAAUGAUAUUGAAGAAAAAAAAAAACUUUCUAAGUUAAAAAUGGAAAAAAAAAAAUCUUAUUUCGGUUGUCUGCCAUGAGUGGGUUAACUCUUAGAAUCGCAUGCUGUAGAAUUGCUUAAAAAGAGGUGCAUAUGGAAAGUCCUUUGAUGUUUUUCUUUAAGAAAAUAACCUGUUAAAUAGAUCACAAUAUUUAUAUUCUUUUUUUUUUUUUCUUUUGCUACUCUGUGCAUACAUAAUUCAAUUAAACUCGCAAAGCUAUGCACUCGAGAGAAGCAAACACAUUGACCUGUUCUAUCCAUAUCUUGGAGUUUCUAAAACACUCGUGUACACACAAACUAGAACAAAAAUUUUCAUUCUUUCUGUAGCAAGACGAAAAUUCCAGAUAUAAAGAAAAGGAUGCUAGAGACAUUUUGUAACAAACAGGUUUUAAUGUCCUUUAAUAAAAAAAAAGAGAGAAAAAACUUGCAGCAUUUGAAUGGCAGAAUUUUUCUGUUCCUUUCUGCGUGUAACGAGAGGCGCUCUUUCCUUAGCGGUAGUGGCAUUUCUUCCAUUCUGUUCUCCCUCUGCGACAUUUCUGUACAAAAGUGCUGUCGUUGUGCAUUAGGCCUGGAGUUGGCAACAAAAAUACAUAAAAAGAAAACCUACAAAAAAAGAUUAAAUCAAUUCCUCUUUUUCUCCCUCUCUUUCUGUCUCUUCAUACAAAUAACUGUAGAGCUCUGCACACACCCCUGUAUCCUUAUCCAUCUUUUGUAUUUAAUUUUAAAUUCAGUGUACAACAGAAAGCUGGAUGCAAGAUAGAAACUAUAUUAAAAUGUACUGUUAUUUAAGAUGUAAUAAAGCAGUUUGAGAUGAA